AUCUUUGGGAAAGGUGCUUUCCCGUGCUUUUUACAUUGGCCGAGGAAUCAGUCGGCUUCGGACAUCCCGAUAAGGAUAAUGUCUACCAUCUCUUGGAGAUCAUCCCAGCAGCCAGUGUGAAUUGACUGUUACGAGCUUUCUCGCGUAGAAGCUUGCAGAAGUGUAUCACAGUUAGUAAAGCUCACCCUGGAAAUACAUUGCUGAACUUGCAGAAAGAGUCCUUGCGGGCGAAGAAAAAGGAGAACAAGAUUUACACGUAGUGGACGUUAAAAUAUUUAAAAUCCUGGAAAGAUGAAAGCCGCUUCGUUUCUUCUUGCUCUGGCGAUUUUCAUUCAUCUUGGUUAUGCUUAUGCCGCAACGCUUAAAGAAUCGCCUGCUCUUUUUCUGGAGGAAGUCGAUACCGGAGUAAGCACCGAGGAUGAGGACGUGGAAGCUUCUACCGAGGAUUCCUUUCAGACUAAGUGUCUCGUCGACGGCUAUACUUAUUCUCAUAGUCAGACGAUACCAGUCAGAGAUCCAAACUCACACUGCCUCUGCGUCGCUGGUGAAGUUUAUUGCUGGUGGCAGCGGUAUCAUAGCCUGAUCACGGAUUCCCCAGGUAUCCUGACUAGCAGCGAGGCUCGUGAUCUGCUGGAAUCUGUCACAGGAAGUACACAAGUACCUGAGAGCUUUGAAGCUUCCGGUGAAGCGGAAGAGAAUAUUGAAGAUCCCGCAGAACAAGUAGAGAGAAACUUGACCUCUUCGGAAUCAAUAACUAAAUCUGAAUCAGGAUCGUCCUCAUCGACGUCUUCGAAGACGUGCAGAAUGAUGGGAAGAGAGUAUCAUCAGGGUGAGAGACUUCCUCACUCAACGGGAAAUUGUGUCGAAUGCAGCUGCGGUUCGGAAGGUCGUGUUGAAUGUUCACCAAGAGAUUGCAUCGCCCUGAGGAUUCCGGAUUCAGGCGUUCCUCUUGAAAUACCUGGCGUUCCGGAUUCCCCAGACAAUUCCGACGUCGACUUUGAGGUUUUUGAUUUGACGCAGGGCCGAGGAAUCGAUGAAACUUUCUAGAAGAUCUUCAUUUAGAGCAUCCAUCGCUGGACCACUUCUCGAUCCGACACUCGAACGAAUAUCUGCCUCGCAUAUCAGACUCCCUCUGGUGUAAACACAAUGACAUCUUAUUAUUCUUAUUCAAGAGCAAGAAAGGUUUUUGUAUCGAGUCUUCUAAGAAAGUAACCAGAGGCAACGAGUCUCGUCUUUCGGGAACGUGCCUUCGUCUUAAAUGUCUUUGCGUCUCUGAACAUUACAGUUGUUCUCUCUUUUUCUUAUGUUAUAAUCAAAAUUAACAAAAUUCAAGAAAAGUGCGAAAAGGAUAAUCUCGGAGCGAUUAGCAAUUAGACACGUCUAGCUAGGUUUUCUAUGAGAACGCGCGAGAUUCUGUGAUCCUGGAGAACAGCGUUAUGCGAACGUAUCAGUUAUCAUUAUUAUUACAGAUAUGAAGAUAUGCGUUGUUAGUUUUUAAUUGAUUAACUUUAAUGACAUACAUCGACCUGGGAUUAUCUAUACCAAUCGAUAUGCACAAUACGUACGAUAUACUUACGUACAUAAAUAUAUGUAGAUAUAUUCGCGAUACUCAUAAUACGUAUUUAUAGGCCGGAGGAAGUAUUACGAUAUAUACAAUGGGUAUGUUAUGUAUCUGUAUACAGUAUUAAACAUUAUACGUACGUAGAGACAAAAAUGAGAAUGUUAAUAGAAUUUGAUGUAUAGAAGGAUUCUGUAUGGUUGAUGAAAGAGCGACGAUAGGUGAGUUCGAUUAGAAUGAAAAAUCGACCGUGAUUGAUAUUAUAGUUUCUAUAGUCGGUGCAAAUGUAGCUGAUAACAAUCCUAGGUUUCUAGAAGGAAUAAAACAAUAUCAUAGUUUUACGUGAAGAAUAGACUCGAUUGUGAUAUAUACAAUGUCGAAGAGAGUAAUUUUGUCUAAAAGUUUACAAUUUAUAGAACGAAAUUCAAUCGAUAACCGGGUUGCGCGAUGUUUGAUUUCCCUUUGCUGGCCCCGCUUUUUCUAUUCAAUAGGAAUAGGCCUAUUAUCAUCAAACUCUGAUUAAGAGAUACCAUUGUUAAUUAAUAAACCAGGACAAUUUGUAGCCUUCAGCACGAGUGUCAUCGAGAACAGCACGCGUGCAUGUGUGCGUGCGUAAUAAAAUGACUGAAUGCAAUAACGAAUAGCAAACAAAAUUGCAAGGGUUUAAUCUUUGAGAAAUGAUUUUAAAAGAAUUGUCAUUAGAUUACAUGGAAGUUUUAGCACAACACGGGACCAUCGUCGCGACUAGGACCGGAUCGUAAAUUUUGGCAUUUUCGUUGUCCUUAAAUUUAAGUCACGAUCUCGUACGUCUUCCAGUCAUUCUACAGUUGUCUCUGUAUACCUUAUACUUGUGAGAUAUCAUGUCUUUUCCAAUGGGCUGUAACAAUCGAAUAAAAUUGACAUUUACGGCUUAAA
Messenger RNA from Cephus cinctus (wheat stem sawfly), 2473 nucleotides. RefSeq lists its product as uncharacterized. The coding region runs from base 292 to 1047 and encodes 251 amino acids. The record is from RefSeq and is a predicted model, not a curated record. The transcript is spliced from 4 exons. NCBI's taxonomy places the organism in Eukaryota, Metazoa, Arthropoda, Insecta, Hymenoptera, Cephidae.